Molecule: messenger RNA, 2461 nt
Organism: Ceratitis capitata (Mediterranean fruit fly)
Lineage: Eukaryota; Metazoa; Arthropoda; Insecta; Diptera; Tephritidae
Product: cleft lip and palate transmembrane protein 1 homolog
Exons: 3
Coding region: 227-2164 (645 amino acids)
Cellular component (GO): membrane; endomembrane system
Source: RefSeq, a predicted model, not a curated record
GUAAGUGUAAUUGAAUGGCAGCACUGGCCCAUCGUAAAAGUCAGAUUUUUUCCACAUCAUUUUUUCAUAGCCGUGUGAAUUGAUUGAAAAUUUAACUUAAAAGGUCAUGUGGUAAAAAAUUUGUGCUCAUAUUAUUAAAGGAGACAGUUGCUUAGCGCUUGUCCAAUUGAAAAACUCCUCAAUAAUCACAUAUCUGUGUAGCCUUAGAAGUAAACUUGACUUAAAAAUGUCAACCAACGCACAGCCGGAACAAGCUGCGCAGGGUAAUGGAGAGGUUGCACCCGCAGCUGAUGGUGUUGCUGACCCCAGCAAUCAAAAUCAGCAACAAGGUCAACAACAACGGCAGCCAACUAAAAUGGAAUCUUUCUUUGCAAUGACAAAGUCACUGAUAUUACGUGCACUUAUAAUAUAUUUCAUAAGUUCAUUUUUCCGCCGACCACAGCCAGGUGCAAAUGAAGCAAGUCAGCAAAAAGCUACAGAUGCUGCACCGCGUGUAAACGCUUGGAAUUUUUUCGAAAAUGGCACACUAUUUGACUUGCAUGUUUGGCUGUCAGAAAACGUGGAUGAAGUAGACUUCAAACAAAAAUCGAAUUUAAUAUGGCUGCAGGAAGAUCUCGUCUAUGGAGAUUGGUCGUCGGGGCCAAAGCACGAUGGCAUUUAUACACACAGCCUAAAGGUAAAAGCAACACAAUCUUUAAUGAACAAUGGUAGCAUAUAUUUGCACACAUACGUUACACGUGCUGGGGAGAGCCCUGAUCCGUCAGCUGAAAAUUACGCUAAAAAAGGUAUGAUGGGUCACCAACAACGUAUGUUGAAUAAAUAUAAACGUAUACGUGUGAAUCGCAACUAUAAUUUGCUUGCCGGUGAGAAGGAGAGAUUAGCUAUGGAGCUGGAACAGGCAAAUCUUAAAGAUACAAUAGUAUCGCAUUGGCAUCCCAAUUUGACUAUAAAUUUGGUAGUGGAUCAAACUAAUUGGGCAGCGGGAACAGUACCACCACCAUUAGACGAAUAUGUCAAGUUCGUAGAUGGCGGUAGAACGUAUUUGCCAAUUCUUUUCGUUAAUGAUUAUUGGAAUUUGCAACGUGAAUAUUUUCCCAUUAACGAAACAACACCAGAGUUAGAUUUGCAUUUAACUUUCCAACCUUUGAGUAUGUUCAAAUGGCAAUUAUACGCCGCACAACAGAUGAAAAACAAAUGGGGUGGUAAUAUGCUCGGUGAAUUAAUGACAGCUGGUGGCCCAGAGGAAUCCGAUGAAGAUCAAGAUUCAUUGAAGGAAACGCUUCUUGAUACAAAUAUAUAUUUGCUCGGACUUACCAUAGCCAUAUCGAUUUUGCAUUCAGUUUUUGAAUUGCUCGCCUUCAAAAAUGACAUACAGUUUUGGAACAAUCGUAAGUCACUUGAAGGUCUCUCGGUGCGUUCCGUAUUCUUCGGCGUUUUUCAAUCUUUAAUUGUGUUACUCUACGUACUGGAUAAUGAAACCAACUUUAUGAUACGCGUUUCAUGCUUCAUUGGCUUAGGCAUCGAAAUAUGGAAAAUUCACAAAGUUGUGGACAUCGAUUAUAACACCGAUCAAAAAAUUUUGGGCAUAUUCCCCAAAAUCAGUUUCCAGGAUAAGGGCUCAUACGCCGACAGCAAUACGAAAGAAUAUGACAAUCUUGCAUUCAAAUAUUUGGGUUGGGCUUGCUUCCCACUGCUCGUAGGCUAUUUUAUUUACUCGUUAGUAUAUAACCAGCACAAAGGAUGGUAUUCGUUCGUGUUAAAUAUGUUGUAUGGUUACCUCUUAACAUUCGGCUUCAUUAUGAUGACGCCACAAUUGUUUAUCAACUAUAAACUGAAGUCUGUAGCGCAUUUACCAUGGCGUAUGAUGACCUACAAAUUCCUUAAUACAUUUAUAGAUGAUAUAUUUGCCUUUGUGAUCAAAAUGCCCACUAUGUAUAGAUUGGGCUGUUUCCGUGACGACAUCAUAUUCUUCGUAUUCCUGUAUCAACGUUGGCAAUAUCGCGUUGAUUACAAGCGUGUGAAUGAAUUUGGUUUCUCCGGCGAAAUGGAGGAAGAAGCGUCGAAAAAGAGACUGGAAGCUGCUGUACCAGCGACAGGGCAGCAAGAAGAUAAUGCAGCUAUCAAGGAUACACCUAAAUCGGCUGCGGAAAAGAAAGAGGACUAAGUAUUUUAUGGGAUAUAUAUAUAGAUAUUAAUUAAUUCUAAACCGAGUUUUCCACUUCCACUCAUAAUAAAGUGGAUGUUUUAUGUACGAAUGAGGUUUUCUGUGAAAAGUCAUAUCCUUGUUUAUGUUCUCUAUAUAUUUCGUUUCCUAUAUAUUAGUAAAUUGAAUUAGAGAAUCUAUAUACAUAAUUUAAGUUGCUUAUUGACUAUUGUGCAUUGAAAACGCAAAAGGCAAGGCAUAAAAUUCUUUUAAUAAAGACAUAUAUGUAUGUAUUACACUAAAUACGUUUCCUACUAA